Messenger RNA from Aphis gossypii (cotton aphid), 1016 nucleotides. RefSeq lists its product as uncharacterized. The record is from RefSeq and is a predicted model, not a curated record. NCBI's taxonomy places the organism in Eukaryota, Metazoa, Arthropoda, Insecta, Hemiptera, Aphididae. Bases 470 to 976 code for a protein of 168 amino acids. The transcript has 2 exons.
ACACAAUACACAUGCUGAGAUACGAGAAUGACGUAACGUCGUACAAACAUACAAACAUUACGAAGUACAGACUACAGACGAUCCAAAAACCGCCAACACCUCAGGUUUUCCCUAACGGAGACGGUAUAAUAAGUCGUGUUUAUCAUGAUUAAAUUAAAAAUAGAUCUUUAUUUGUUUAUUUUGAGCCAAGAGUUUAGGACCGCUGUCGUCCAGUCCGAAUAUCGUCACUCCAUCCCUGUCCCCACCGCCGUCAUAGUAUUUUAAAUUUUAAUUAAUAUUUUUUUCCUUGAUAAUCGCCAAUCAGUGUUAUUGCGUUAGUGCGUUACUUUCGUCCACGACCGUAUUCCGCCAUCCGACCGUCGACCGUCAUCAGACGCCCAAACUAACCGACGAAUUACGAUUUUUAUUUUUCGGGAAAACAAUAUCGUACAACAACGAUUGACACGCUAUUCUCGAUUUAGUCGCGAAUAUGGACGAUUCAAAUUCAAUGUUGGCUUUUGUGUUGAAUCACUUGCCAGACUAUUGGGACCCCGUGCCUUCAUAUACAUGCAGCAAUAUGGUGUUCUCUCUGUCGCCGUCGAGAAACGCCGAUGAAUAUUAUUUUGUCGAAUCGAUGUUUUACGGAGCACACGUCAGUCGAAUUUCAAGAGUGCAAAACCCAUUCACGUACGGCCGUUUCAUGUUGAGGCGUGAAAUGAUUCAGUCCACUUAUGAAGAUACAGUUUUUCACGGAGUUCAUAAAGAUGAUUUGAAGAUAGCAUUGAAAUUUAACUGUGAUUAUAGAAGAUAUGCAAGAAAACGAGAUGGAGGGAUAUAUGAAAACUCUCAACAUCCUAUGUUUUAUAAAACAUUUUCAGAUUUAUUAAACAACACAACACAUGCUAUUACUGACAUAAAUGUCUUAGUUGUAAAAAUAUUGACAGAUGCACCAAAAACACAAUGUGAUUAUUAUGUUCAAUAUAUUGUUAAAUUUUGAUUUAUUUCUUUAAUUAAAAAGCAAGAUUUUAAUUCAUAAA